AUCAAUCUACCUACUCCGACCUCUAGUAAUUAUCUACGUGUUGUUUGUGAAAUUAACUCUCGACUCUAAUAUGGCAGCAGUUUCCUUGUUUUUAAUUGACCCGAUGUGUCCAGUAUUAGAACUGUGAUGAUCAUCGGGGCUGCCCAGACAGCGGCCUGGACGCAGCUUUUAACCAGAAAAUAAGUCUGGAUAUUAAUUGAACAAAACAAAAAAUCUUUUGGAAACACAAUAUUUAUUACCACGCACGUCAUGUCGUUUAGUUUACGCAGGGGCUUUGGACGAAGUGGACGCUAUGAGUUUCAUAAAUAAAGUGGUUCUCGUCACCGGCGGCAGCUCGGGUAUCGGUGCCUCGGCCGCCAAACACUUCGCUAAAGUAGGUGCGGACGUGGCCAUAGUAGGUCGAAACGUUACAAAACUGGACAACGUGGCCCGGGAAUGUGCGCAAGUCGGCAAAAAACCGCUCGUCAUAAGAACUGACAUUUCAAAAGACGACGACGCGAAGACCAUCGUCCAGCAAACCGUUGACGCCUUCGGAAAGCUAGAUGUGCUCAUUAACAACGCUGCAAUGAACAAAGCCGGAUCCCUGCUCGCUGGCAACCUCCUUGAAUCGUACGACGCAGUCACAGCGGCUAAUUUGAGAGCGGUCAUUUUGAUAACGAGCCUCGCGGCUCCGCACCUCAUCAAGACAAAGGGAAACAUCAUAAACGUAUCCAGUAUCGGUGGAAUCAUGGUACCGUUGCCAGGAUUACUGGUAUAUGGCAUGGGGAAAGCUAGUUUGAAUCAUUUUACACGUGGCAUUGCCUUGGAGUUAGCUCCUCAUGGUGUCAGAGCUAACAUCAUCAGUCCAGGUCCUGUUUUAACUGAUAUCCUUGAGAAUUCUGAUACUCCAAUUAGCUGGGAAAUUUUUAAGGCUGCCACGGCAUUAAAGAGACUAGGAGAACCAUCGGAAAUAGCCGAAUUGAUGUUAUUCCUGGCAAGUGACAAAGCUAGAAGCAUAACCGGCUCGAACUACGUCUCCGACAAUGGAAUGUUGCUGCUCAGAUGAAGACCGCACUAAUGAUUUUUCCAGAAUUAUUUUUCGAUUGAAUAAAUUAUCUUAACGAAAUUUGUACUCUAA
Molecule: messenger RNA, 1117 nt
Organism: Bombyx mori (domestic silkworm)
Lineage: Eukaryota; Metazoa; Arthropoda; Insecta; Lepidoptera; Bombycidae
Exons: 3
Coding region: 293-1045 (250 amino acids)
Molecular function (GO): oxidoreductase activity
Source: RefSeq, a predicted model, not a curated record